Messenger RNA from Pseudophryne corroboree (corroboree frog), 2439 nucleotides. RefSeq names its product A-kinase anchoring protein 17A (gene AKAP17A). NCBI's taxonomy places the organism in Eukaryota, Metazoa, Chordata, Amphibia, Anura, Myobatrachidae. The transcript has 5 exons. The record is from RefSeq and is a predicted model, not a curated record. Gene Ontology annotation, molecular function: protein kinase A binding; RNA binding. Gene Ontology annotation, biological process: regulation of RNA splicing. Bases 164 to 2155 code for a protein of 663 amino acids. Gene Ontology annotation, cellular component: cytosol; nuclear speck.
UGGAAACUACGUUUAUGCAACAGGAACAAGGCUUCUGAACCGGAAGCGAUUCCCGGUACUGUAGCUCCUCCUACAUCCCACAGUGCAUAGCGACUCGUUGCUCUUCCAGGCUAUAUGUGUCGGUGAGGGCUGAGAUCGCUGAUUGUGGAGGACCUUUAAUACUAUGGCAGCCGCUACCAUAGUGCAUGAUACAUCUGAAGCUGUUGAACUAUGUCCGGUGUAUGGGCUGUAUCUAAAGCCCAUCCUAAAGAUGAUCAUCAGUGUGGCACUCCCACAACUGAAGCAACCAGGAAAAUCCAUCUCUAAUUGGGAAGUAAUGGAGCGUCUUAAAGGAAUGGUGAAUAACCACCAGUUUUCUACUUUACGGAUCUCCAAAAGCACCAUGGACUUCAUACGCUUUGAAGGGGAAGUAGAGAACAAGAGUUUGGUUAAGGCUUUCAUAGUUUCUCUGGAUGGUAAGAGUAUAAAGCUGAGUGGCUUUUCCGAUAUUUUAAAAGUCAGAGCAGCCGAGUAUAAAAUAGAUUUCCCCACAAGACAUGAUUGGGACUGUUUUUUCCGUGAUGCUGGAGACAUGAAUGAAAAUCUCCCAGGAGAGAGACCGGACACAAUACAUUUAGAAGGCCUUCCUUGCAAGUGGUUUGCUUCAAAAGAUUCAGGCUCUGAGAAGCCUAGUGAAGAAGUCCUUGUGAAGGUCUUUAGCAUGUUUGGAGAGAUUAGGAAUGUAGACAUCCCUAUGCUUGAUCCUUACAGAGAAGAAAUGACUGGUAGGAACUUCCAUACAUUCAGUUUUGGUGGCCACUUGAAUUUUGAAGCUUAUGUGCAAUACAAAGAGUAUGUUGGUUUUGUGAAGGCCAUGAAUGCACUGCGUGGCAUGAAGCUGAUGCACAAAGGAGACGAUGGAAAAGCUGUGGCCUGUAACAUAAAGGUCUCUUUUGAUACCACUAAGCAUUUGAGUGAGGGGUCUAUUAAAAAGCGUCAACUUGAACGUCACAAACUCCAAGAACUGGAGCAGCGACGAGAAGAGCAGAAGAGAAAGGAGAAAGAAGCUGAGGAGAGACAAAAAGAGGAGGAACGUAAACAAAAAGAGCUGGAAGAGAUUGAAAAAGAAAAAAAACGAAAAGAAAAGAUUAAAAGGAAGGAAGAGAAGCAGCGGGAACGGGAGGCUCGCAAGAACAAGAAAAAAAUGCAAAAGCUGCAGGCAGAGGAGCAAAAGAGGUUACAGGAGAAAAUCAGAUAUGAAGAGAGAAAGCUUUUACUGGCCCAGAGGAAUCUGCAGUCCAUCAGAUUAAUUGUAGAGCUUCUAAGUAGAGUAAAGGCUGUGAAGAUUCGGGAACAGGAGGAAAAGGAAGCCGAUAGACUUCACCUCCUCCAGUUAGAAGAGAGAAGAAAACAACAGGAGGCUGAACUCAGACGUGUUGAGGAGGAAAAGCAGCGUACGUUGAGCUUACACCGUAAAGAGAGAGAGUUGAGAGAAAAGCUGGUGAGUAGCCUUCUCAACAGAAACUUGUGCUCUGCACCUCCGAUCAAAGCGGAUCCUGAAGCACAGCUAUGCUACCCUAUCCAACACAGCGAAAAUUUCCCUUGUGACUCUUCACUGAACUAUGUCACCUCUACCUCAAUGCAGACAUUAGAGUAUGAGACACUCAGGCCUCACAUUCACUAUGCAAACUCUGCUCUUCAUGUGGCAAAUGGGUUCUGUUUGGAAGACUCCCCGCUCCAGAAGCAUAAACAGAUUAAUAUAAUUAACCCAGGAAAACCCCUGUACUCCCUUACCAGCAUUCUUGGCAAUACUAUCCUGCAUCACAAUACAAUGGGUAAUGAUCCACGAUUGAAGGAAGUUGAAACCCUCCAAAACGAAGCUGAACUUGAUGGUACUAUUGGGCAACUUAUAAGUAGGAAACACCCUGGCACUCAGGACAAAGAACACAAGCCUAAGACCAAACACAAAAGGGACUCUAGUAGAGAGACGGAUGAACACAAAAAAGUAAAGAAGUCACACAAGAAGCAUUCCUCUAGGGAUCACAGCCAACACAGAAGAAGCAAUAGCUCAGGAAGUAGCAAACGUAAAAGUCGAGAACUAAAAAGCAGGCGCACUCAUAAAGACAAGUAUCACCGAAGAUCACAUAGCAGAGAGCGGAAUUCUUGGAGUAGCUGAAGUCGCUAUAUGUACUGCAGCAUGUUUAAAGUGGGUCAGACUUGAAGCUUUCAGUCUACUGCGCAAGCUGUACAUACAGGCAACUUUCUUUUAGGUUUUUAAAUGGUCCAAUUCAGUCCCAUGAAAAUUUGAACAAGAAUAGUUCAAUUACAGUUUUGUAAAAACUUACCUAAAAGAUAAUUUCCUAGUGGCUUCUGUUUUAGGGACCAUAUAGGGUUGCAAAAAAGUUGCAGGUCUAAGUAAUAAAGUAUAUUUAUUUUUCAAUUUUUGGUUGAAACCAUUUA